Molecule: messenger RNA, 2561 nt
Organism: Salvelinus fontinalis (brook trout)
Lineage: Eukaryota; Metazoa; Chordata; Actinopteri; Salmoniformes; Salmonidae
Product: protein Wnt-2-like
Exons: 5
Coding region: 840-1892 (350 amino acids)
Biological process (GO): canonical Wnt signaling pathway; cell fate commitment; multicellular organism development
Cellular component (GO): extracellular region
Molecular function (GO): frizzled binding; cytokine activity
Source: RefSeq, a predicted model, not a curated record
CUUGCAUGAAGCGGAGAUCAAAUAUAAAGGAAAUACAAUGUGACAAUCGUGCAGAUCGAGAAACGAGUUUAAAAGAAUUUGAUAAUCUAAUUGUAAAUACACCCAAACUUUUGGGCGGCCUUUGAGAAAUCUGCAUUUAGCUUCUUCAAAUAAUAUUAGUCAUCAUGGCCGCAUCUCGUCUAAUUCUUAAUCUGUGUGCAUAAUAUGGCGUCAUGGAUGUGCGUUUCUGGAAUUUUUGGCAACUGUGUAUUAUAGGCAUAAGCAUAACUAUGCACGUUUGCAGCGCACCAGUUCCUUCCAAACACGUCAAUGUGAUUGUUUUUGUUGAAACGCUCAGGGUUUAACACAUUACGUCGUACCACAUUCUACACCUUGCCGCUUGGAAAUCGGCCAAAUUUGUGUCUGGUAUCAAGCUAGCCUGAACAGAUACUUUCAGACAUCUAAUUUCUUCACCUCAUUCCUGAGACAGGACUGCGCCCACCCAUUGUGUAAGCAAUUUAAACCUGAUAGCAAACGAUCAUCUGCCUAUCUUUACACUGCAAAUAUCUGUUAACUUUUGAUCGACUCAAUAUCUUAUGCGCUUCCAAUAUCUAAUGAGCUUCUUUACCAUUGUCUUUGUCAUAUAAGCGUUAUGGUUUAUAUGUACAAAGAUCCAUCCGGGCGGUAAACCUCUUCUGAUUUAUCGAUUUAUUUUUUUAAUGCAAGACAAAGCAGAACUUUGAUUUGUGCAAUCGAGAAGCUGUCAAGACUCCUGUCUGACGCGCGCUCGUGUUGUUUUCUACUCAUGGAAAUGCUCAGUACAAGUGCCUGAAUGUGCACACCGACAAAACUUUAGUAAUAUGAACUUAUUGCCAAGUGGAAAAUGUUUUUAUUUAUCUGUAGUAAUCUGCUGGCUAACGUCAAGGGUCGACGGAUCUUUAUGGUACAUGGGAACCCUUGGGUCGCAAGUGAUGUGCGACAACAUCCCAGGGUUAGUCAACAAACAGCGGCAGCUGUGCCGCCAGCAUCCCAACAUUAUGCAGGCGAUCGGAGCCGGGAUUAAAGACUGGAUCGGGGAGUGCCAACAUCAGUUUCAGAACCACCGCUGGAACUGCAAUACCAUAGAGCGAGACCACAAUGUGUUCGGACGCCUACUGCUGCGUAGCAGUCGUGAAGCAGCCUUUGUGUACGCUAUCUCCUCGGCCGGGGUGGUCCACACCCUGACCCGAGCCUGCAGCCAGGGAGAGCUGCAGUCGUGCUCCUGCGACCCCACCAAGAAGGGCUCGUCCCGGGACGCCAAGGGGGCGUUCGACUGGGGCGGCUGCAGCGACCACGUGGAGCACGCCAUGAGGUUCAGCCAGGCCUUUGUAGAUGCCAAAGAGCGGAAGGAGAGAGAUGCCAGGGCUCUGAUGAACCUUCAUAACAACCGCGCCGGGAGGAAGGCAGUGAAGCGAUUAAUGUCUCUGGAGUGUAAGUGUCACGGCGUGAGCGGCUCCUGCAGUGUCCGGACCUGCUGGCUGGCCCUGGCCGACUUCCGCCGCACGGGCGACCAUCUGCGGCGGCGCUACAACGGGGCGGUGCAGGUGGCCAUGAACCAGUAUGGCACGGGCUUCACCACCGCGCAGCGACAUCUUAAACGGCCCAGCAAGAACGACCUGGUCUACUUCGAGGACUCGCCAGACUACUGCAUACGAGACCAAGAGUCUGGUUCGGUGGGGACGGGCGGGCGGGUAUGCAACCGGACAUCUCGUGGCGUGGACAGCUGCGAGGUGAUGUGCUGUGGCCGGGGCUACGACACAUCGCACAUGAGCCGCAACACCAAGUGUGAGUGCAAGUUCCACUGGUGCUGCGCUGUACACUGCCGGGACUGCAAGCUAGAGGUGGAUGUGCAUACCUGCAAGGCCCAGACGUGACCAUAGUGAACCAUCAUACCACCAACCAACCGCUUGCACAACGUCUGUCUGAAAUGGCAGCCUAUUCCCUAUUUAGUGCACUACUUUUGACCAGAGCUCCUAUGCCACAUGUAGGCUACUCCGCCAAUAAUGCCUUUUUACAGUCCAAAGUUACCCAAUCUAAUUUUGUUCUUCCCUUACAUUCCAUUAUAUUUAUUUACUUUUUUUGAGUACAAAAUAACCUUUAUGUAAAUACAAACUCUGUAAUUUAAAAGAAAGUUCAGUAUAGAUGGGUUAGCUGACCAUGUCACAAACUGUGUGCGCACUUCCACGGGGCGGAAGUCCGCGCGGUGUGAUUCUGGAAGGCCAGAUUGCUAGCAAGAAUGACAAGAAAGUGUCAUGUGGGGAAUCGUAAGUGGCUCGUUUCAUGUUAUUCAUUGAUACCAGGUCUUGUUUUGAGGUGUUUUGACUGAUUUCAUGUCAAUGCUAAUAUGGCUAAAAUUAGCGAGCUAGCUAACCAACAACGUAUUUGAGACAAGUGCUCAUUGUGCAAAUCUAUUUCUUUUCAAUAAACAUUGGGGACAUGUCAACUAUCUAAGCCAACCCCCGUCUGUUGCUAAACAACCCAAUGUCUACAUAGUUUAUGGAAAUUGAUAGCAGACCUGGCCACAACCCCCUUUCCUCAACAAG